This is a messenger RNA of Miscanthus lutarioriparius, 636 nucleotides long. The record is from the annotation of a GenBank genome assembly. NCBI's taxonomy places the organism in Eukaryota, Viridiplantae, Streptophyta, Magnoliopsida, Poales, Poaceae.
AUGGCAGGGGGUGAAGGUUCGCCCAGGCGGCGCACCGCCAAAAGCGUGGAGGCCGCGGCGACGGGACCGAUGAGGAGGUGCUCCACCAAGAGGAAGUCGGGGAAGGAGGAGGCGUCUGGUCGGAUGCCUCGUCCACGCGCCUCAGGAAGGAAGGAGACAGCCGCGGCGUCGGCGUCCGCCUGUGCAGAUGCAGAGAAGUCGGCAGGGGUGAAGAACCUGUUGUCGGCGAAGGAUAUUCGGUGGAUCCUAGCCCAGAAGCCGGAGGCUCCGCCGCCAACCUACCAGGCCCUGAAGCGCAGCAACCCGGAGCUGGUGCCGCGGCCGGGGGAGGAGGAGGACAAGAAGCUGUGUGGGCUCUACGUCCUGGCCAGGGCGUUCUACGAGGUGGAGGAGAGGUUACCGAAGCUUCAGAAGUGGAUGCGCAGUGAGCUGAAGGAGAAGGGGUACGUCGAGGUCGACGAUGAGUGGUUCAAGCGCAAGGCUGAAGCGCAGGCGAGAAUCGACAGGGAUUGGCCCAGUGUCAGAGCCAAGAUCGAUGCCCUCUGGGGCCCCUCGGGAGAUGGUGAUGAGAGCGAGAGCGACUCUGACGAAGAAGACGAGGAUGCUCUGGAUUCAGUUACGAAGGAUUAUAUGUAA